AUCGCCUUCACUUCACAAUCACAAACUCAUACACAUCACAAAAAGAGAGAGAUGGAAGGAAUAGAACACAGAACGGUGGAAGUGAAUGGCAUCAAAAUGCAUAUUGCAGAGAAAGGAAAAGAAGGUCCAGUUGUUUUGUUCCUUCACGGCUUCCCUGAACUCUGGUAUUCAUGGCGCCACCAGAUUGCUGCUCUUGGCUCCCUCGGUUACCGUGCUGUUGCUCCAGAUCUUCGUGGCUACGGCGACACCGAUGCUCCCGCUUCAAUAAGCAGCUACACAAUCUUCCACUUGGUGGGUGAUAUCGUUGCUCUCAUCGACUCACUCGGCGUUGACCAAGUGUUCCUUGUAGCUCAUGAUUGGGGUGCCAUGAUUGGUUGGUAUCUUUGUUUAUUUCGCCCUGAAAAAAUCAAAGCUUAUGUUUGUUUGAGUGUGCCGUAUUUACCCAGAAACCCCAAAAUGAAACCAGUUGAUGGCAUGCGAGCUUUGUUUGGAGAUGAUUACUAUAUCUGCAGAUUCCAGGAACCAGGAAAAAUGGAAUCUGAAUUUGCGAAAGGUGGCCCAGAACUGCUGAUCAAGAACAUGCUUACAAGUAGGAAUUCUGGGCCACCAAUCCUACCAAAAGAAGGCGUGAUACCUAAUCCACAUGCUUCCGGUACAAAGGCUCUCCCUUCUUGGCUCUCACAAGAAGAUAUCACUUACUAUGCUUCUAAAUUUGAAAAGACAGGAUUCAGUGGUGCCCUUAACUACUAUAGAAAUCUUAACUUAAAUUGGGAGCUCACUGCAGCAUGGACGGCAGCAAAAAUUAAGGUGCCAGUGAAGUUCAUCACAGGUGAUUUGGAUGCAGUUUACACUUCUUUUGGUACCAAGCAAUACAUCGAGAGUGGUGGUUUCAAGAAAGAUGUGCCAAAUUUGGAGGAAGUUGUUAUACAGGAAGGUGUGGCUCACUUUAACAACCAAGAAGCUGCUGAAGAUAUCAGCAAUCACAUUUAUGAUUUUAUCAAGAAAUUCUGAUCGUAUCAACUCAAUUCGCAAGCCACUAUUCACCAGGAGUUAAGUUAAAUCGUUUUCUUAAUAAAUAAUUUAGCUGCAAUCUAUGUUUUUCUCUUGCGGCAAUUUGAAGUUACCGUUGCAUGCUCGUUGCUUAAGUAUUAAUACUUUGUACUCUGAUUCUUCUAUUACGAAAAUUUUAUCCAUUGCUCAUUUUCAUUUUAUAUCAUAGACUGUAAUCCUUGUUAUAUCAUAGACUGUAAUCCUUGUUCAGUUGUUCUAAUGAACAUGAAAUUCCUUUGUUAUGGCUUUAA
Medicago truncatula (barrel medic) is the source of this 1301-nucleotide messenger RNA. Its product is annotated as epoxide hydrolase A. The coding region runs from base 52 to 1011 and encodes 319 amino acids. The record is from RefSeq and is a predicted model, not a curated record. The transcript has 3 exons. Gene Ontology annotation, molecular function: catalytic activity. Lineage: Eukaryota; Viridiplantae; Streptophyta; Magnoliopsida; Fabales; Fabaceae.